This is a messenger RNA of Oncorhynchus mykiss (rainbow trout), 8713 nucleotides long. RefSeq lists its product as uncharacterized. Gene Ontology annotation, molecular function: DNA-binding transcription factor activity, RNA polymerase II-specific; RNA polymerase II cis-regulatory region sequence-specific DNA binding; protein binding. The record is from RefSeq and is a predicted model, not a curated record. Gene Ontology annotation, biological process: regulation of transcription by RNA polymerase II. NCBI's taxonomy places the organism in Eukaryota, Metazoa, Chordata, Actinopteri, Salmoniformes, Salmonidae.
AGUGUUAGAACGAGUUAGGUUGUCGUGUAGUAACCAACAGAAGGUUACGAGUUAAAAAAUAUAUAUGAUUAUUUGAUCGUCUGACUGGUUUUGCGUAAAGAGAAGAGAUAUGGAAUGAGUCGGAUACCACAGGUGCGAGUCUUGUGUUGUUUUUGGAGACAUUAUUUAGACAUUUUUUAUAUUCGUGGUGAUCGACGAGAUACCUCGCUUCACGCGGUCGUUCAACUCGCGAUGCUGGACAGAUCGCUGCAUCAUCAUGUUGCUUCCGAGUUAGCGAAAGAAAUCACAAGUUACACCAGGGGGGCAGUGAGUCGUCGUCAUUUAGCUACAGAGGCCACCCGACAAUUGCAAGCAGAAAAAGAGGGAUGCAUUGGCUACAUCUGUUGAUUUGGCUUGUUGGCACUUCAGUGAUACAUUGUCGCGCCCGGUGAUGUGAAUUAGGAAGAUCAGUAAGUGUUUACAUUGUAGCCUAUCACUUGUGUUUAUGCCUGGGAUUGGCGCGAUGUUCCUCCUAAUUUGUUGGGUGGGUGCGAUCGUAAUUAGCCAAUAUUUUGAUUAUGGGCACAGUGGCUGAAUUUGGGAUAAAUAAAAACUAAAAAGCAUUAUUUUUCAAACAAUUUUCCUGUGAAACAGGCUAAUCUAUCCAGACCUAGCCUACAUCGUAAUCAUCUGGAAUAUAGGCAGUUCAUGUGUACUGUUAUUGACUCCAUCAUCAUCAAAUGACCUCUUGGACUUGUCAAGGGAGUGCACAUGUUUAGUGUCUGUUGGAUUACACAAUUUGUGUAGGAUAGGCUAUCGACUCAGACACCGGACUCUGCUCGGAUUAUGAUCAUGACCCUGGAAUGUAUGUAUAAUCGCCAAAGAGAUGUUGACUCUAUUGAACUAUGCUGGUGACAUUUCUCCUAAACUAACAAAUAGUUUACAUAGUCUUGUGUUGCUGACUCUUGGAUAGGCUACGUAUUGAUUUUAGUGGGUAAUUGUGCCACUGUCUCAGUACUUGGUCUGUUUUAACCACACAAUGGAAUACAACAUAAAUAGCCUAUCUAAAUGGGUUGCAAAUGGGUUCAUUUCAAAGUUCCGUUGCAUCCUAUGUGUUCCUGACGCGUGAGUAAUCAUUGGUCACAAUCCACUCCUGUAACUGCAUCCACGUGGAGUUCAUGUAGGUCUACUUGAAAACUUUGGGUCGAGGAAACUUCCAGCCGUGACGCACAGACGGCUCCCUCUGCUGUAGUCCUGCUGCAAAAAAGUGACAGCUUUUUAUUUUUGCUGUCAUACAGCGAAGAGGUAUUGACUCAAUAAAAUGGCCGGCGACUGCAACUAUAAGAUGCAUUAUGUGAAUGAUGACACAUUUUCUCCAUCCAAACCUCUACUGGACCAAGUGCGGGUGCCCGCGGGGGAGCCCGACGCCCCCAGUGUUCUGCAGGGGCGUGGGUCCGUUUAUUGCUCGCCAAACUUUGACAUGAUUGAUGGGCUGCUGUACCGUAAGAAGUUGGAGAGAGGUUUCAUCCACUACCGGGAGGUGCUAGACGAGGACCGACGACUCGGGGCGAUCGCCACUUUCCACCGGCGGCGGCCAGGCAUGUGCCACCACUCCCUGGAGGAUACGUACAGAUCAGUGGCCGAGAACUACUGGUGGGAGGGGAUGUACUUCCAGAUCCGAGACUUUGUCCGGGGAUGUCCAGCGUGCCUGGAGCAGAGGAACAAGAGACCCAAGAAGCGUGUGGGUGAGAGGCGUCUCUCUCAGACGAUGAUGUCACACAGCCGAGACAUGCUGAGUAAACUGAGGAGCCAGCGGGAGGCGGGGCUGUUCUGUGACAUCACUCUGAGGACUGACGGGUGCUCUUACUCCGCCCACAAGGCGGUGCUGGCAGCGGUGAGCGAGUACUUUCAGGAAUUAUUCACUGAGAUGGACUCCGCCCCUAGCUCCAGGUCUGACAUCGACCUCACAGGUUUCAGUGAGUCUAUCCUGAUGUCUCUGCUGGACUUCUCCUACUCCUCUAUUCUGUGUGUGUCUGAGGAGGACCUUCCAGAGGUCAGCACUAUGGCCCGUCACCUGGGCAUGUGGCCUGCCGUGGAGGCCUGUUCUGCCCUCCAGACGGAGCAGGGCUAUCACGCCGCCCAAUACCCCACCAUGGAGCACCCUGCCCUGGGCUUCUCAUCGCAGAUCCCUGGAUCUCCCCUGGAGCUCCACCACAACCAGAGGAACAGGAGGAAGAAUAGGGGGUUGGCUGGAGAGGGCAGGGAGAGGGUGGCUGAGGGUAGAAGGGUAAGGGGUGUGGAUGAUGGCUUCAGACAAAUUCUGGAUCAGUCCAAUGAGUCGAGGGAGGAGAGCCCGACCAGGCGGUCACCCCGUCGCCCCCCCGGACCCAGCCCCCUCCCCCUAGGGCAGAACGGUCUCCCCCUCAGCCCCACCCGCAGGAUGAAGCUCAUGGACUUCAAAUCUCCGUCUUGUAAAAUAUCUUCUUCACCUCCAAAAAACGUAUUCUCCAACCCCCGCUCCCGAAACACCCAAUCUUCCUCCUCCUCGCCCCACACGCGUCUUCUCCGCUCUACUCCCGGGGCCGCCCAGGAAGUUCAGAGACUGCUUCCCAGGACAGAGAGCCCUCAUCGGGGCCGAAAACCUCACCCUGUCCCCCAUCCUGCCUCCACCUCCAGCUCCUCCACACAGAGGGCUGGCUCUGAGGCCCCCAUAGUGAGGGUGAAGCAGGAGGAAGAGGGGGAAGAGGAUGAGAAAGAUCAUUUCCGAGCGCUGGAGAAGUACCGCCUGAUGAGCGUGCUCGGGUUACAGAGGACGUCCCUCCUCCCCAGACCAGAGGAUCUGAUUGGCUGGAGGCAGAAAAAACGCCUCCGGAAGUUGAAGGUCAAUAACUAUUCGUUGACCAAGAGGAGGAAACCUCGCCUCCAGGCAUCAGGGGGGCUUACGUUCGGGGGGCCGCCCCUGUCACUCCCCCUAUGUACCCCUGCCAAAGCCCACUUCCUGAGCAGGAUCAUAAAAACGGAGCCUGAGUAUCCAAUCAGCAUGGAGAGACUGAAGAAACCCAGGCAGCCCCGGCGGUUUCCGCCCAGUGACAGGAGCUUGCGCAGUAAAGUAGUGUUACCAGACCUGCUGCAGCCCGUGUCCAGGCUGGUCUACGGAGGGAGGGAUCUCAGGCGCUCUGUCAGGGGUGUUGAGGCCAGCCACCCCCCUCCACCCCUCCCACCCCGUUCUGGGAACACAAGAGUUCCAAAUCCCAAGAGGAACGUCUCUACUGUCAGGAUCAAACCCGAACCUGCAGACUAUGCCAUCUCAGCACCAUCCAUCCCCUCAGAUGGCCAACGCCCAAACCCACACCUCUCCUCUCCCAGGGCCCACCUCAGGCACAAGGUUACCACAGAAACUGUCAGAGCGCUCCGCUACAACAGCGGGCGUCCGAUGGCCAAAGAUAAGCUGAAGCGGAGUGGCAUGAAAGAGGCUGGGAGAGCCCAGCGUAAGCCCAGAGAGGAGAGCAUGAGGACCGGGAGCAGCCAAGGAGUGAGAAGGAUCAUGGAGAGAGGGCCUGGAGGUAUGAGCAGCAGGGAGACGAGCAGCAUCCUCAGCCCUGAUCCUGUUCCUCCUCCCAUCCACAGCCAUCCUCUGUACAGGGUCAUCAAGGAGGAACCAGCAGACCCUCUACCUGUGGCGGGGUCCUUCCCCGAGUCACCCUCCCUGUCCUCCUCCCCAGAGCUGGGCAAAAGGCAGAUCAAGCCCCCUGUCAAGCUCCUAGACCCAGGCUUCCUCUUCAGCUUCUGCCGGCCGGCAGGAGGGCCCAUGUUGGGGGUGAAGAGGGAGGAGGAGAGUGUGGAUAUCUGCCUAACACGGUCGGUCUCAAGGGUAGAGAGAUUUGGUUCCGGGGGGGCCCCAGCCAGGGUCCUGAGGGCCAGAGGAGGCCCCCCCACUCUCCACAGGGUGAAGAAAGAGAGGGAAGAAAGGAGUGUAAGCCAAAGUCCAAUCCAGAGGCAGGGGCCACCAAGGGCUGUCAACUCUCACCAACACAAACCCCCCCACCUGGAUAGAGCCACAGGGUCAAAGGGUGCUUGCGUUGCACGGGACAUACCAAAGAAGCCAGCUAAGCCCCUGCCUAGCCGAGGCCCUGCCCUGUUGGACUCAAUCUGCCGGACGAGGCUAAAGCAGCUGCGGGGUCCUCGCAGUCAGGCCCCCAAGGACAAGUCAUCCCACGUCUGCCUGCAGUGCCGGGCAUCCUGUAAGGACUGUAACGCCCUCAUCAUGCACCGCAUCAGGCACAUCGAGGGCAAGCACUGGCCCUGCCCUCUGUGCAAUAAGACAUUCUUCAGGAUGAGGAAUGUGAAGAACCACAUUCGGACCCACGACCAGAGGCUGUAUAAGUGUCGCAGCUGUUUGGCUGCAUCCUGAGACCUGACUGGGGAAGGAGGGUUGAAGCUGUCUACAUUGACUGACGGGAUGAGGAGAGGCACAUUGUUAAACUGCAAGCUUGUAAAUACAAAGCAUCAGUCCACAUCCAAACACAAGUCUACCAGGAGAAAUGUAGUUACUAUUACGAUGAUGAUUAUGAUUAUUGUAGUAAUUCUUGAUUGGUAAUGUUAUUUAAAAAAACAGAACUUAAUUUCUUGUUUGCAUUUUAGGUAGCUACAGGGGUUUAAACUUGAAAAUUCACUCAGGGGGUGGGGAACUGUGAGGUCACUGUAUUUAAAUGGUCGACGACAUCACAGUAUGUAAAUUAGAAUGGAAAUGAUGGAGAAUUAUUAUGAUAAUGAUUACUACUAUUGCUAUCAAUAUUUUUGUAUGUAUAGACUGAAUCUGAGUGCACCUAUACCAUAGCUUUGUUGUAAACCUAAAAUAAGUUGAUGUAAAACGGAGGGGUAGCGGGAGAGCAGUCCCAGGUGGAAAUACUUGAAGGUUCACAGGGGUCGAUUUGGAGAUGGAAUUGGAGAGUGUUUCUUAAAGUCUGUAGACGAGGGGGGUUGUUGGGUUUGGUCUCUUUGGUGUUCAGAGAUGGUAUGAGUUGGCUAGUAUCGCCUCAUGUAUCGGUUCUCUAGUCUAACCUUUGUCCAGGGUUAGGGUUUGGGAAAGGGGGUUAGGAGGGGGGAAUAGGCCCAAUCACAAAAUGACCCCUAAACACCAUGCCCUAUGCACUUGUGGAGAUCGUAGCACAUUUGAUUGAUUGAAGCAGUAUGGAGAAACUUCCCCAUAGUAGAUCAAAUGGAAAGGUAGAUGUAUUAUCAUAUUGCUUACACAUGUCAUAUCCUCUCAGAUCUCCAUAAGUGCAUAGAGUCUAGGGGUCCAUUUGGGAUUGGGCCCAUGAGUUAGCUAGUUUGGGGUAAGGGGGUUCUAUGACAUCCCUGCAUGUUUGACUGCAGGUCUGUUUCCUCCCCUUGUCUUUUCCAAUGUUACUAUAUGUCUAUGAAAGGGAAAACUGUCAUGUCUAAAUGUGAAUUUGUAAAAUUACUUUCUCAAUACUGAACUUUGUUUCUGGAUUAUAUACAGUUAUUUUAGCUCGGUAGUCCAGAACGUUUUAUUUGAAAUGAUGCAAUGACUACUAUGGGGUUAAAGUGCAUACGGCCAGCUUUCAUUUGAGGGUAUUUUCAUCCAUAUCAGGUGAACAGUUUAGAAAUUACAGCACUUUUUGUACAUAGUCUCCCCCAUUUUAGGGCACCAAAAAUAUUGGGACAAAUUCACUUGUGUAUUGAAAAGUUUAGUAUUUGGUUCCGUAUUCCUAGCAUGCAAUGAUUAUACCAAGUUUGUGACUCUACAAACUUAACAUUUGUGCGUCUAACGUUCACUAACUAUUAUUCACGAUUCAUUCAGAACUAUUCGUAAUCAUGGUAGAAACACAUUUAAAUUUGAUACAAAAUGAUACAAUACAUUAUUUACCAUUCAUUUCUAUUGGGCACAAAAUAAUCUGAAACAAACAAAACAGCAAAUGAAUCCAACAAGUCUGUAGAGCAGGGCUGCCCAACCCAAGAUUUUCAGUCCAACCCUAAUUUAGCAUAUCUGAUUCAGCUGGUUAAGGUGUUGUUGAGCAGCUAAUUAGUAGAAUCGGGUGUGUUAAAUUAGGGUUGGACUGAAAACCCACAGGAUCUCCAGGAAGACGGUUGGGCAAGCCCUGCAUGGUGUAAUCAUUACGUGCUAGGAAUAUGGGACCAAAUACUAAACUUUUGGUGCCCUAAAAUGGGAGGACUAUUUACAAAAGUGGUGUAAUUUCUAAACGGGUCACCUGAUAUGGAUGGAUAUACCCUCAAAUUAAAGCUUCCAGUCUGAACUUUAACCUGUCAUUGUUUGAUUUCAAAUCCAAACUUCUGGAGUAUAGAUCCAAACUAAGAAAAAUACUGCAAUAUCCCAAUAAUGGAGGGCACUGUAUAUGUUUCUCCUUUUUUUAAUUCAACUAGGAUGUUUGGCCUUUAAAUUGUUUUUUUUCUUCUCAUAUUUAAGAACCUCUCUCGUACUGAAUGCAACGCGUGCACAUACUAUGGAGACAUUGAAGAUGUUCCGAAUUUGAUUGGAGGUCGGAUGAUUCACACUCUCCUUUUGGUUCUGUAAAAAGAAUGAUAUGGAAUAAAUGUUUGCCUUUUACAUUUUUGCCUUUCCUGUUUGAAAUUAGAAUAGUUGUUCACAUUUGUUUCUUGUCUACUGUACAGUUUCAGCAGAAUACAGACAGAGCAGCUAUAUAAACUGUGGGUACAAAACAUUAAGGACACCAUCUCUUUCCAUUACAUAAAUUGACCAGGUGAAUCCAGGUGAAAACUAUGAUCCCUUAUUGAUGUCACUAGAUGGAGAGGAGACGGGUUAAAGAAGGAUUUUUAAGCCUUGAGACAUGGAUUGUGUAUAUGUGCCCUUGGGUGUGAAUGGGGAAAAACUAAAUGUUGAAGUGCCUUUGAACUGCACAGCUGCUGGGUUUUUCCACACUCAACAGUUUCCCGUGUGUCAACAUUGGCCAGCAGCCUUGUGAGGGGGAGGUGGUGGGGGUUUGUAACUAAAUAUUAGGAAGGUGUUCUUAAUGUUUUGUACACGGUGUAUCACACUUCUCAUUCUUGAGAAAUGCAUGUUUAAUUAAUGCAUCAGCUUGGACAUGUAUUGAAAACCUUAGGGAUUCACACAGUUACAUAAAAUGAUAAGUAUUCUACAUAUUUCAGGCACAUCUUCAUGGUCCUACUAACCACAGUCUGUGCUCAUCCAGAGGGUUAGGAGGAACGAUAGAAGGCAGGAAUCGACCAGCGAUGGUCACUAAUCCAUUUACUGUGCCCAAACAGCACAUAAAAAGCAUCUGCUUCUCAUUCAAACAUAAUGAUGUGAUGUCACCGGUGUAUUCAGAAUCAGAUAUGUAACCAUGACUGGCGUAAUCCCAAGGACAUUACCAUGCAGUACCUGAUACUACCACAAGAUGGCAACCAAUACUAGGUAGUAAGAAUUGGCUGUGGGUGCCUCUGCAAAAUAAUGAAAUCUUCCAUCUUUACUCUUUGAAAUGGCCCCCUGUAGAUCUGAACUUUGGAUAGGUGUAUGUGUCAAUAAUAUGGUCAUACCUAAUAAACAACAGACUUGCACCAACCCAGUUCUUUCAGAUCUGAAAAGGCCCCUUGUCAAUGGUCCAUCAGGAAGUGUCUAAGGCAAGGGGAUUAUUUCAGACUGGGUAUCAGACAGUAUCAGUAAUAUAGUCAGCCUUCACUCAGUGGAUGUGUAGUGUAUAGGUGUUAUGUAAAUAUUGCAUGUUUAUGAAAAAAAUUCACCAUCAUGUUGCAACCGUACCAGAGAAGGGACAGCAUAGCGUGCAAAACUGUUUAUAAAACUAUUUGUUCAUUUCCUCCUGAUAACAGCACGACAUUAUACCAUAUCAUACUUACUCAUACAUACUCACUUCUGGGUAAAAAUUAAGUACCUUACUGUGAUUGUUUUCAAUUAAAGUGGUAGAAUUUUGAUAGGACUGUCUGGGAGUGGUCUGAGUGUAUAGGAGAAAACAAGCUGUUAUUGGCAGAGAGAUUUGGAACUCUCUUUCACCAGGCAGGCCAAAACUCCAUCCCACCAAAACAGGCUAACAUUUCAGGCGGUCUUUUCAAUGAGCUCUUACACUAAAAGGGUUUUAUCAUAAUUUUUUUACAAUUUCAGAGUAUUAUUCCAAUCUCCGAGUAUAAUAAUGUAUAUAACACAGAGGGAAAUCCUGUUUUUGACUGCACUGGGCCUUUAAAUCUAGUAUAAAAAUGGUGUUGGAGACAAGAACUCAACUCUUCAUUGCAUAGACAGCAUCUUGUUACUGAUGGUAAGAGACUGAUUGUGGUUUCUUUCUAGUUGGGUGAUUAAUAUCUGAUGUGUGUGAGGAAUACUGGGUCUGGAGGGCUGUUCAAACUACAUAACUAUUACCUCUCUCUCCAUCUGAACAGAACCUACAGAAUCUACUGGGAUUUAUUCUCUAACAGUUCUACUUCUACUACUCAUCUACACUCUGAAUUACUCACUGAGGGGACUAUCACCAUGGCGAUGUUGACCAUCCUUCUGUCCUCAGUGCUGCAUUUGCUCUGGGCGAGGCAUGUAGUAGAGACUCCACCUCACACGUACUCCUCAUACAUUCAUUCAUUUUAGUUGUUGUACACUGUGAGACUUCAGUAAAAUACCUUGAAUGUGUUUUACAGAAUGAAUGCUGUAGAUUGCACUGCAUUAUUGGUCAAAUGCAGAAAUUACUGUUAUUAACUGUACUUGGAAGCCUCCAAUAAAAAUGACUCUAACAUG